Messenger RNA from Myotis myotis, 366 nucleotides. RefSeq names its product defensin beta 126 (gene DEFB126). NCBI's taxonomy places the organism in Eukaryota, Metazoa, Chordata, Mammalia, Chiroptera, Vespertilionidae. Bases 1 to 366 code for a protein of 121 amino acids. The transcript is spliced from 2 exons. The record is from RefSeq and is a predicted model, not a curated record.
AUGGAGAGGAAUGAGUUAAGCAAUGUAGAACAAGGUAACUGGAUGGUGAAAAAGUGUGCAAACAAAAACGGAAAUUGCAGGAGCAAGUGCAGAAAUGGAGAGCUACAAAUAAAACCUCAUAAUGGGAUGUGCAACAAGGAAAAAAUGUGCUGUGUUCUGAAUGGCAAACAGCUUAGUCCUUAUCUCUGUCGUGACCACGACAUGACUACAACCAUAGGCCCCAUAACUACAAAUGCCCCAGAAGAGGAGGAAACAACUACGGCCGGGGGCAUGACGGCGGAAAAGGCAACAGCGGCCAAGGCGUCAGUGGCAAUGACAUCAGCGGCAAAGGCGUCCACAGCAGCAGCCAGUACUCCUAGCCCCUGA